AUGACCCUCCUCGAUUUCUUCCGCAGCAUCCUGCGCCGGCUGGCCGCCAUGAUCCUCUUUCCCUCCGCCUUCAAGACCAUGAACGUCUCCGUCAAGUCCCCCAACACCGAGGUCACGGUGGUCGAGACCACGGACAGUCUCCAUUCCUUGGACUCACUCAAGGACGAGAUCAUGCGUCUCUUCCGAUCUCCCUGUACCAUGCGUCGAAUGUUGUCCAUGUCCUCAGCCCUACGCAUCCAAUACAAGGCCAAACUUCAAGAGAGCGAGGCGUGCAUGCUACCCUCGUAUUGCGACACAUUACCAACGGGGAAAGAGAUGGGUACCUUUAUCGCUCUCGACGUGGGUGGCUCGACCUUCCGAGUGGCAUUGAUCGAACUUCGAGGAAGACAAAGCCGACACGGCCCUAUGGUGAUCAAGCAUAUGUUCACCAGUAAGAUUGACGAGCGAAUACGUAAACUCCCUGGGACAGAGUUCUUUGAUUGGAUGGCAAGUAGAAUACAUGCUAUGCUGGAAGAAGAGAAGGACGCAUGGUCGCCUGACCAGACACUGGCCAUGGGAUUGGCAUGGAGUUUUCCGAUCGAGCAGACAAGUCACCGGGGCGGCAAGGUUCAAGGCAUGGGCAAAGGAUUUGCUUGCCACGAAGAGACAAUUGGUAUGGACCUGGGCAAACUCAUCGAAGCCGCCUGCGCGAGGAGGAGUUUGAAGGUCCGUGUCGACGCCAUUGUCAAUGAUUCUUCUGCCACCCUCCUUUCUCAAGCCUAUCUUGAUCCCGCUACGUCCAUGGGGCUUAUCUUGGGGACUGGCACCAACGCCGCAGCGUACCUGCCAACGUCCUGCAUGGGAAAGUCCAAGUUCGGGGUUCGCGAUCAUUCAUGGUUCGACAAGGCCGAGCGGGUCAUCACGAAUACAGAGGUGUCGAUGUUCGGCAAGUCGAUUCUACCAGAGACGCGGUGGGACGAAGUUCUGAACCAGCAGCAUGUGAGGCCGGACUUUCAGCCUCUCGAGUACAUGACUACCGGUCGCUACUUGGGAGAGCUGUUAAGAUUGAUCAUUAUUGAGGGAGUUGCAACCGGAGAGCUAUUCAACGGCGUCAUGCCCAAUGUGUUACGUGAGUGCUAUUCUUUGGACACCGAGAUAAUGGCCAAGCUUGAGCUGGACCAGACGAAGAGUAUGAGAAGCUCUAUCGCGAUGAUUAAAAAGGCUUUCGGGUUGAAAAAGAGUCCGACGGUGAAAGAGGUCUCAUUCCUCCGAGAUGCGGCCGAAUCCAUCUCCUAUCGAGCAUCUGCCUACAUCGCCGUUGCCGUCCACGCGCUCUGGGCUUUGCAGAAAGACACCGAUAUCAACCCCACUACCCCAAAUGGAACUCCCAAAACGUCGAUUGCGUGCAACGGCAGUGUUAUUUUGAAAUAUCCCGGCUUCAAAGAUCGAUGUGAGGAUUUGAUUAGACAAAUGAUCUCCACCGGGUCAUCAGCUGGAGGGGGCUUUUGUCCAGAAAAGGUGGUCCUUGAACCGACUCAUGAAGCUGUUGUUUUUGGGGCGGCUGUUGCUGUGGCGCUUGCCGACGCGCCCUGA
Fonsecaea multimorphosa CBS 102226 is the source of this 1572-nucleotide messenger RNA. RefSeq lists its product as uncharacterized. Gene Ontology annotation, molecular function: glucokinase activity; fructokinase activity; ATP binding. The transcript has a single exon. Bases 1 to 1572 code for a protein of 523 amino acids. Gene Ontology annotation, cellular component: cytosol; mitochondrion. Lineage: Eukaryota; Fungi; Ascomycota; Eurotiomycetes; Chaetothyriales; Herpotrichiellaceae. Gene Ontology annotation, biological process: glycolytic process; intracellular glucose homeostasis; glucose 6-phosphate metabolic process. The record is from RefSeq and is a predicted model, not a curated record.